Dufourea novaeangliae is the source of this 672-nucleotide messenger RNA. RefSeq names its product alpha-(1,3)-fucosyltransferase B (gene FucTB). The transcript is spliced from 5 exons. Gene Ontology annotation, cellular component: membrane. The coding region runs from base 1 to 672 and encodes 223 amino acids. Lineage: Eukaryota; Metazoa; Arthropoda; Insecta; Hymenoptera; Halictidae. Gene Ontology annotation, molecular function: alpha-(1->3)-fucosyltransferase activity. The record is from RefSeq and is a predicted model, not a curated record.
AUGUACUUUGUAUUUAUGACACUUACUACAUUAACUGCAAGUAUUAUAAUUUAUCAGAGUUUCCUUUUCUAUGGUAGCAAUUUACAAAUUAACGAUUUACCGGAAUGGAAAUCAGAUAGAGUUCCAUGGGGUUUAAUGCAUGAAGAAUCUCCAAGAAAUAACCCCAUUCUUGUUCAACAAAAAACUCUAAAUCUUUUUACAUACUCUUCAACAUUCAGCAGAUUUAGCGAUGUACCUCUUACUUUGAUCGAUCUACCUGGAAUUACAGAAUUAUUAGAUAGAAAGUAUUUCGUGUCAACCAAAGAAAAAACGAGAUUAAUGAAUACAAAGAAUUUUGCACCUUUACUUUAUAUACAAUCUGACUGUGAUACUGCAAGUAAUAGAGAUAUCUAUGUAGCAGAGUUAAUGAAGUACAUACGUGUUGAUUCAUAUGGCACAUGUCUGAAUAAUGCUCAGUUUGAUAAAAGGUUGAAGGAAAAUUACCUCGAAAUAUUAAACAGUGAAGAUUUUCUUGCUUUCAUUGCCAAUUAUAAGUUUACAAUAGCUUUUGAGAAUGCAAUCUGUCAAGAUUAUAUCACAGAAAAAUUAUGGAGGCCCCUUAUUGUUGGAUCUGUACCUAUAUAUUAUGGAUCACCAUCAUUUAAGUCUGACUCUGUGCAUUAUAUUCCAUAA